AACACAUAUCCAAUUGAUAUUGGAUAAAACGGCGAGUCUUGGGAAUUUCCUUCUAUAGAUAUGGGACAAAUUCGGUACAAUAGCUCAUUAUCAUAUCUCCGAUUGGGCAUCGAUGGGAACCUACGACUCUACACGUACCGUGCAGAUGUGAUACGAAACGCAUGGAGCUUGUUGUACACUAUGUUUGAUAAGCGUGAGGACGAGGGUGGGAUGACAUUUGAAGACGAGUGUCACUUACCCAAUCGGUGUGGGAAGUUCGGGCUUUGUGAGGACAGCCAGUGUGUUGGAUGCCCGACACCAAAUGGGGUCUUUGCGUGGAGCAAAGAUUGUGACACCAAGUCACCGGGUUGUAAGGCGAGUGGAUUUAAAUACUAUGAAGUCAAAGGGGUCGACCAUUUCACAGUUAAGUAUACCGGCGGGACUGGACCAGUGAAACGUAGCGAUUGCGAGAGCAAAUGCACGAAGGAUUGCAAGUGCAUGGGAUAUUUCUAUCAUACGGAUAGGUCGAGGUGUUGGAUUGCUUACGAGUUGAAAACAUUGACGAGGGUUGGGAACUCGACUAGUUCUGCAUACAUCAAAAUACCCAUCUCCUAGCCUUCGGUUAGGUUCUACUUGUUUGUUGGGAAUAACGAAGAUUUUAGAUUGUUACUCUUUCUGAAAUUUUAAGCUUCGAUUGUCUUUCCUUUUUGUUGAAACGAAAUGCUUGUUUCGAAUUAUUAGAAAAAGUAUAAAUAAUAAAAGUAUGUAUUUCAUUUUU
Messenger RNA from Helianthus annuus (common sunflower), 757 nucleotides. RefSeq names its product EP1-like glycoprotein 3. The record is from RefSeq and is a predicted model, not a curated record. The transcript has a single exon. Bases 61 to 594 code for a protein of 177 amino acids. NCBI's taxonomy places the organism in Eukaryota, Viridiplantae, Streptophyta, Magnoliopsida, Asterales, Asteraceae.